Pristis pectinata (smalltooth sawfish) is the source of this 3982-nucleotide messenger RNA. Its product is annotated as vesicle-associated membrane protein 8-like. Gene Ontology annotation, cellular component: SNARE complex; plasma membrane. The record is from RefSeq and is a predicted model, not a curated record. Lineage: Eukaryota; Metazoa; Chordata; Chondrichthyes; Rhinopristiformes; Pristidae. The transcript has 3 exons. Gene Ontology annotation, biological process: vesicle fusion; SNARE complex assembly; vesicle-mediated transport. Gene Ontology annotation, molecular function: syntaxin binding; SNAP receptor activity. Bases 125 to 436 code for a protein of 103 amino acids.
GAGAAAUGAUGACAUUUAAGUAGCAGGAAGCACCCUGGAAACUUUUGCUGAGUUAUUUGGAGAUUAAGUACAUGAAACUCUUGGAUUAGAAAUUUAAGAAGGACUGAUAUUCCAGUGGGAAAUCAUGGCAGCAACAGCAGCGGAGGGCCGCAUAAAGGAGGACCGUGUCCGGAGCCUCCAGAGCGACGUGGAAGGAGUGAAGACCAUCAUGUCUGAGAAUGUUGACCGGAUACUGGCUCGUGGUGAGAAACUGGAUGACCUCAUGAACAAGACUGAGGACCUGCAAGCAAGUUCAGAACACUUCAAGACCACGUCACAGAAAGUGGCACGGAAAUACUGGUGGAAGAACACAAAGAUGAUCAUCCUGCUAGUGGUCAUUGCUGUUAUUGUCCUGACCUUGAUCAUUCUUUUUGCCACAGGGGUAAUUCCCUCCUAACAACAGGAACGAUUGAAGUUUCUCAGCACACUGUUUCUUGGUGAUACAUAUGAUAAGUUCUGUGCCUUCUGUUACGAGUCUAUUCCAUGCUGUGGUGAUGUAGAUGUACUUUUGGUUUUGAUGUUGAUUUUGAUCUGUAUAUUUUCAGGAUAACUCCAGCUGUACACAAGCAUGCAAAAUCCUUUGUAAAAACUUACUAAUAUAAAAGUUGCAAUAAAAUAUCAGAAAGAAGACUGAAAGUACGGAAAAUAUGCUAAAUUAUGACACUUUUAGAUGUCCAUCAAUGUGGGGGAUCUUAGGGCUGGUAAAAAUAGUUCUUUGUCGUUUAGGCUCAAUGUAUCUGUAUUGAGCAUCCCAGGUUAGAUACAGCAUAGAUUAUAUAUGGAAUUAAGAUCAUAAGAUAUAGGAGCAGAAUCAGGCCAUUCAACCCAUCGAGUCUGCUCCACCAUUCAAUCAUAGCUGAUUUUUUCAACCCCAUUGUCCAGCCUUCUCCACAUAACCCUUAACCCCCUUAUCAAUCAAGAAUCUAUCAAUCUCUGCCCUAAAUGACUUGGCCUCCACAGCCCUCUGUGGCAACGAAUUCCACAGAUUCACCACCCUCUGGCUGAAGAAAUUCCUCCUCAUCUCAGUUCUAAAGGGACAUCCCUUUAUUCUGAGGUUGUGUCCUCGGAUCCUAGUCUCUCCUGCUAAUGGAAACAUCUUCUCCAUGUCCACUCUAUCCAGGCCCCUCUACACUGGCCCAUUAACCAUUCCAAGGCAGGGUACAGAAUUAAUUUGAUAUAGAAUAAAGUUUUCUUUCCUGUUUCAUCAAGCACUUCCACAUAAGAUAUAACAGAUGUUGUAUUUAGAUUAAAACUCUUUUAACACUUUUCUGUCAAAUGUUCCAAGACUCUUUGCAGUAUGAGCUGGAUAUAGAGUAGAUCUCACUCUACGCUGCUCUAAAAUGUGCCUCAUUCCGCUCCCAUGAGUGCAUCCCUAGAGCACUGAUAUAUCCCACAGCUGCUAACCUGUGCAUUCACUGAGCGCAUUGUCAGGUUAGUGUCAUUUUGCAAAUCUGGGACAACUUUGUGUUGCAAUUCCAAAGCCUGUAAGAAAUUGAGAUUGUCUGAGAGAACAAGAGAGAGUUUCACCUCACAACUCUUGGCUGGGUGUCAUUGCAGGUUCAAGGAGCAGUAUUCAAUAAAAACACUUCCCUUUGCCGUCACCCACUUUUAAUCGUGGUACACAUACUGCAAUAGGUCGCUAGUUCAUGUUCCUGAUACUUCAAAUGAAUCCACAACCCAUCGCUUAAGCACAAUCUGCAAAUGGCUGCUAACUACCACAGAAUGUUUCCAUUAUUCUAAAAGAGUGAAUGUGCCACAUUAACAGAUUUUUUACCCGAUGGUUAUCUCUGUAAAAUUACAAUAUUGUUUCUAAGUAUCAUUGUUUUUAUCAUUGAUUUCUAAAAACUCUCUCCCUGAUCUCAACGCAGUGUUGAGAAGUUUUUGAUCCCCUUUCUAUACAUAAGUUCCUUUACCUUGCGGGAUCGCUCGUCUGGUGUUAUCUGAAGGGAAGUUCUCCACACUCACAAUGAGAGCUGCUUCUCCCAGACUCCAGGGUGGAACUUUGAACUGAAUCAAAGAGAAAACAAAACUAGGAUACAAGCAAAGAGCAUGGGUUUAAUUGUCAUUACGUUGAUGGAACAACACAGUCCAGCUUACACUGUGCCUUGUGAAAACGAGAGAAAUGGGGCAAACUAGUUACUGCUGAAUCACACUGUUUAAUGUAAUGAAGAGGUGAGCAUACAUGUGUUUUAGUCAUUUGGAAGGUGAAGGUUGAAUUGGCUCGGCUUACUUCUGUGCACUAAAGCCUUAGUCAUCAGUUGAUCAGCUCUAGAAAAUUAGUGAAAAUGUGAACUUUACCUACUGGCUUUCUCUCCCUGUUUUCUCCCCACCAUUUCUGUAAGUGUACAGCUCUGCAGGAUCACAGCUAAUUAGCCAGUGAAUCUGAAUGAUAAAAUCCAGCUCGACAACACUGAGUGAGAUCAGAGCAAAGCCCGACCCUGUGAUCACAGCUGAAUGCCACUGGGUAGCAAGAACCCGAUUUAAUUUCCUCUCCCUUAUCCAACGCACUGAGACAGAUCAGUUACAGUGUCUGAUGCCUGACCCAGCUGAAAGAGCGACCUCAGCAGAGCCCAGGGAUCAAGCAUGGGAGCUUCUGAAAUGUAUCACGGCACAGAAACAGGCCCUUUGGCUCAACUCGUCCAUGCCGACCAAGAUGCCCAACUAUACUAAUCGCACUUGCCUGCAUUUGGCCCAUAUCCCUCCGAACCUUUCCUGUCCAAAUGUUUUUAAAACAUUGUAAUUGUACCUGCCUCAACUACUUCCUCCAGCAGCUUGUUCCAUACACCCAUCGCCCUCUGUGUGGAAAACUUGCCCCUCUGAUCCACUUUAAAUCUUUAUCCUCUCACCUUAAACAUACAGCCUCUUGUUUUAGAUUCCCAGAACCUGGGAAAAAGACUGUGACCAUUCACCCUAUCUAUGCCCCUCGUGGUUUUAUAAACCUCUAUAAGGUCACUUCUCAGCCUCCUUCACACCAGGGAAACCAGUCCCAGCCUGUCCAAUCUCUCCAUAUCACUCAAGCCCUCCAGUCCAGGCAACAUCCUUGUGAAUGUUUCCUGCACCCUCUCUAAUUUAAUCACACCCUUGUGUGGAGAGUAGAAUUGCACACUAAAAUCCAAGUGUGGUCUAACCAAUGUGUUAUACCACAGUAAAAUGACAUUCCAACUCCUGUACUCAGUGUCAUGGCCAAUGAAGGCAAGCAUGCCAUACACUUUCUUCACCACCCUGUUGACCUGUGUUGCCACUUUUGGGGAACUAUGUACUUGUACCCCUCCCUCUGUUCAACACUCCCCAGGCCCCUGCCAUUCACUCUGUAUAUCCUGGCCCGAUUUAACUUCUCAAAAUGCACACUUGCAUGAGUUAAAUUCCAUCUGCCAUUCCUUUGCCCACUUUUCUGCUAAAUGUGCUGCAGGGUCACUCUCUCUCCUGUGAGGUAACACUGGCAGUGAUCAACUAUCAGCCUAGCAGAACACUUCUCCUUUUACUGAAGCUGCAACUUCAACUUCUGUCCUAAAAGGAAACAAAGACGGUCUUCCUCAUUCACUCAGAGAAAGCAGUAAGAAUGUAAGUUCAGUGUGAACUAUUCUCAACUUGACUGAGCCUUGCAAGGCUCUGAGACACAGAUAAGUAACCACAGCACAGAAAGGGUGCAGAUGAUGUGGCUUGUUUGAAAGCCUGCAGUGUGUAAGUAAACUAGUUCUUCCUCUUCUGUGUUGUGCAAGUUCAAUAUUGUAACAGAUGCAUACCUUUUCUUUGUGAGACAGGCUUUUCAAAUAUUCGAGAAUGCGUAACAGUCCCUCACAAUAGCCAAACUGAUGAUCCCUUAACUGUGCAAUCAGGGGGAAGUAAAUGUUAAACAGUGUUUUUGUAAUAUUGUGCCUUAUUCUGUUUUAAUGUGCUAUGUUCUGUGAAUGAUUAAAGUCUUCUUUCCUGAAUGAGCAAUGGA